This is a messenger RNA of Seminavis robusta, 2562 nucleotides long. Lineage: Eukaryota; Bacillariophyta; Bacillariophyceae; Naviculales; Naviculaceae. The record is from the annotation of a GenBank genome assembly.
AGGGCAAUCAUUCGUGACUAACGAUGACGUUCCUCUUUGCCGCACAGACCCCACCACACACCACACCACCACACCACCACCCAAGCUCUCCGAUUUUCUCACUGGUACUGUAGCUAAAGUGAUCAUCAUAACAGUGCCUCUGUCACGGUCGGUGUUGCUAGAAAGUCUAUUAUCUGUCAAUAAGUUAUUAUAGCACCAUGGCGCUUCUAGAGCCACCUCAGGAUUUGUUGAAGCUGUUGCGUGAAUCCCUACCCGAAGAAGUUGGGAAUAAAGCUGUUGACGAAAAUGAUGGUAGCGAGGAGAUUCUCGCCUACGUUGCGUUCCUCGCGGCAGGCCUGACGGAUGCUCAUGAGUACGAUGCAUCCGUAUGGGAAGAAGCAUUGGAGCCAUACCUUUCGUCGCUGGUGACGGGGAACAAAGAGUUGGUGGAAACCUUUCGUCAAAAAGCCGAAACUGCGUUUGCGUUGGACGAUGCUUCGCUGUUUGGGGACGAUGACGAUGAUGCCGAAGAACUCUGUGAUUUGAGAUUCAACUUGGCAUACGGAGGAAAGAUCCUUUUGCAUCAGACCCGCUUGAAGUUAUUGCGAGGCCACCGCUAUGCAUUGGUGGGACAGAAUGGAGUUGGAAAAACUACCUUGAUGAGCGCAAUCAACAAUGGCAAGUUGGAUGGGUGGCCAUCGCACCUAAAGACAGCAUACGUGGACUCGGGUUCCAAUGUGGACCCAAAGUUUGAGGAACAGAUGAUGCUUCCCUAUUUAGUGGAAUCCACUGGUAGAAGCGAAGAAGACUGCGUCAAUAAGCUCAAGGAGCUUGAUUUUACAGACCAAAUGAUGAAAGGAACCAUUGGUGCCCUGUCAGGAGGUUGGCAGAUGAAGCAUCGUCUAGUCCGGGCUGUGCUAAUGGAUCCUGAUAUCUACCUCAUGGAUGAACCUACAAACCAUCUACACGAAUCCGCCGUCAAGUGGCUCACGGAUUACCUCCUGGCAUUGUCCCAUCAAACGGUUCUUUGUGUUUCCCAUGAUGUUGCGUUUCUGGACAACAUCUGUACAGAUGUGAUUCACUACGAAAAUCGAGAACAGUGGGGGCCAUACAACAAGCUGGUGCACUACAAGGGUAACAUGGAGGACUUUGCCAAACACCCACAAUCAAAGAACUAUUUCCGUGAAUUGGCCAAAGAGCGGGGCCCUCUAGGAAACUUGAACAUGGAUGAUGAUGGCAUGCUAAAAUUUAUUUUUCCUGAACCAGGCCGCCUCGAUGGGAUCAAAACGUCUACGCAGAAGUUUAUUGAAAUGGAAAACGUGGACUUCCAAUACCCUGGAGUCGACACCAAUCAGCUUACAAACAUCAACCUGAAGAUGUCCCUUUCUUCGAGAGUUGUGGUUCUGGGAGCCAAUGGAGCAGGUAAAACAACUCUGAUUAAGAUGAUCGUAGGCGAGACUGUGCCCUCCAACCUUGGCGGUGGUUGCAAAUUCUACAUCCAUCCCAAUGUUCGUGUCGCGUACGUUGCCCAGCAUGCUUUCUAUCACGUCGAACAGCACAUGGAGCAGAGUCCAGUGGCGUACCUUCAGUGGCGCUUUAAGCAUGGCUGGGACAGAGAGAAGAUGGAGAGCGAAGGUUUCAAGAUUUCGGAACAAGAGCAGGCCGCCAUUGACGCGUUUGGGCUCGAGGGAAUCUGGAGUAGACGUUUGCGGGCAGGAAAGCUCGAGUACGAGGUGAAGAAGACUGGAGUACCAGAAAAGGACAACAAAUACUACAGCAAGGACGACCUCCUGGCCAUGGGCUUUGAAAAGCUUCUCAAACAAACUGAUGAGAAGAUUGCUUCGAAGGAAGCAGGUCUCGAUUUGCGCCCGGUAACCACUUCUGAAAUCCAGAAACACCUUGACGGAUUCGGCUUGGAGCAGGAGUUUGGCACAUACGGAAAGAUCCGAGGUUUGUCUGGAGGGCAAAAGGUCAAACUAGUUCUGGCAUCCGCUUUCUGGACCGUCCCACACUUGGUUGUUCUUGACGAGCCGACAAACUUUCUGGACAGAGAAGCCUUGGGAGCUUUGUCUCUUGCCUUAAACAGGUGGGGAGGAGCUGUCUUGAUGAUUUCGCAUAGCAAAGAGUUCUAUUCAAGUGUGUGCAAGGAAGAGUGGAACAUGGCUAACGGCACUUUGACGAUCGAGGGCUACUCGGAAGAGCGUGCAAUGAAGGCCGUAGCACGCAAGAAGAAGUUCGAGAAAGAACUCGACAAUGACGAGGUUUUGGAGAAGGCUGGAGGAAACAUGAACAGCAACGCUGACAAGUACAAAGAUGCAACAACCAACUUCUGGGGUCAAACUGUUUCCAAGAAGGAAGCUCGCCAGUACGACAAAGCAAAGAAGAAGGGCGACAUUGCAUUGAUGCGCAAGAUUCUCCAGGUUCCAGCUGGAAAAGUUAUGCCUGGUUACGAGGAGUUGGGCGAUGGGAAAAAGUAGACGUUGCCGAGGAUACCUCUGCCAUGAAUACACAGCUUGUUGCGGCAUCUAAGCUUGGUAGUGAUGCGGUAGUUAUGAAUUAUCAACUUGAAGCCUCCUUUUGUCG